AUGGAUUUCUUCGAAGCGCCAUUCCAAACCAUGUGCACGGGUUUGCUACAGAAAACGCUGAAGGACGCAUAUCUACAGUUUUUCCCAACCGGAGCUUUUACACUGAUUCCAUAUAUUGUGCCGCUGUUUGAGAUUAUUCCGAAAAAUGUGCAUGAGGAGCAGAAAAGGAAAGAGUAUCUGGAGAUGGUAACCGAGAAAAUGGAGUGCUUGCUGGAAGAUCUUCUUCACUGUCAUGAUCGAAAUGUGAAAAGUCGUGAAAAGAAAUCAGCCGUUUAG
Molecule: messenger RNA, 276 nt
Organism: Ostertagia ostertagi
Lineage: Eukaryota; Metazoa; Nematoda; Chromadorea; Rhabditida; Trichostrongylidae
Source: the annotation of a GenBank genome assembly